This is a messenger RNA of Metarhizium brunneum ARSEF 3297, 444 nucleotides long. It is a transcript of the gene rhaM, whose product is annotated as L-rhamnose mutarotase. Lineage: Eukaryota; Fungi; Ascomycota; Sordariomycetes; Hypocreales; Clavicipitaceae. The record is from RefSeq and is a predicted model, not a curated record. Gene Ontology annotation, molecular function: racemase and epimerase activity, acting on carbohydrates and derivatives.
AUGUGGAAACCCCCGUCUCCCACUGAGACCCCGCGAUCGCCCUCUGUGGACGAGUCUGCACUCGGGGCCAUGUCAGCUACACGGACGAAGAAUCCUGGCCGGAGGUUCGCGCAGGUCGUGAAGCUGAAGAAGGAGUGCGUGGACCAGUACAAGGCUUGCCACGCGGCUGUCUGGCCCGAGGUGGCCCAGCAGAUUAAGCAGUGUGGGAUCGAAGACUACAGCAUCUUUUACGACGACAUUACCGGGCUCCUGUUCGGCACUUACAAGUACAUUGGCUACGACUUCGCGGGCGACAUGGAGCGCAUGGCAGAGAACCCCAAGGUGCGCGAGUGGUGGAAGAUGACGGACAGUUUCCAGGAGAGCGUUGUGCCUGGGGCUGUCAGCUCCGAGGCGGGCGUGCCGAGUUGGUGGAAGCCAAUGGAGGAGGUGUUUUAUCAAGCCUAG